AUGGACUGUGACCCGAUAGCCGGACUUCACCAAGAGCGCCCAACCACCACACCUCACCAAACCCAAGGCUCCCUCCGCCACACCCACAACCACCCCUCAACUACACCAGAAAACCAGCCAGCGCGACCAACAGAUUCCACACAUCAGAGCACCCCGCUGACCCGUAAUUUCGGCUACACUAGAGCCCACCCGAGACACCCCUCACACACUACCCGACAACUAUAUAAACGGCACAAGCGCGGUAACUUAAGAAUAUAG
Molecule: messenger RNA, 258 nt
Organism: Knipowitschia caucasica
Lineage: Eukaryota; Metazoa; Chordata; Actinopteri; Gobiiformes; Gobiidae
Source: the annotation of a GenBank genome assembly